This is a messenger RNA of Plectropomus leopardus (leopard coralgrouper), 652 nucleotides long. Lineage: Eukaryota; Metazoa; Chordata; Actinopteri; Perciformes; Serranidae. The record is from RefSeq and is a predicted model, not a curated record.
UGCUGCGUGACUGAAGGUCGCCGUCGUCCUCCAGAGAGACACGUAGUUGUGAGUCGGCAGUAUUCGGACGGUGCAGCACAGAAAAUCCUGACUCACUCGUACUCCCGAGUCGUCCUCCGGGUUCUGGAAAAAGCCGUAGAGGAGAAGAAGCGCUUCUCUGUCUACGUGACCGAAUCGCAGCCUGACUCAGCCGGGCGACAGAUGGCAGACGCUCUGAGGAAGCUGAACGUCCCUGUGACCGUAGUGCUGGAUGCAGCUGUGGGGUACGUUUUGGAGAAAGUAGACCUUGUUAUUGUUGGUGCAGAGGGGGUCGUUGAGAGCGGAGGGAUCAUCAACAAGAUCGGCACUUAUCAGAUGGCCGUGUGCUCCAAAGCUCACAACAAGCCUUUCUACGUCGUGGCAGAGAGUUUCAAAUUUGUCCGUCUCUAUCCGCUCAACCAGCAGGACGUGCCUGAUAAAUUUAAGUACAAAGCCGACACCCUGAAGACGGUACAGAACCUGUCGGAGGAGCAUCCGAUGAUCGACUACACGCCUCCGUCCCUCAUCACCCUCCUCUUCACCGACCUGGGAGUCCUCACCCCGUCUGCCGUCAGCGACGAACUCAUCAAGCUUUAUUUAUAACUCAAUAAAAACCCUUUUCUCCAAAGGUAAA